GUUCUCUUUAAACUUACCAGAUUGACCGUAUUCUAUCAACACAACUGUUCUGUUCACUUCUUAUUGGAUUUUCAAAGAAGUCGAAUGUUUUUAUGAUUCGGAAGUUAAUAAUCGUAAAAUAGACAGUUUUAAAGUUACGUGGUGCAGUAAUAAAGUGAUUAUAUAUAUGCUUAUAUUUGAAUGCAAGUUAAAAGGUUCGGUUUGACAUAACAACUGAUUGUAAUUGUUGAAAAUUGUGUUUAAUUUUUAUUAGUAGUGAACUCAUACAUAUGUAUAUACAUAUAUAUGUAUGUAUAGUGCGAGUGAAUAAUUGCUGUGCGCAAGUAUUGUUUUUACAACAAGCAUAUGUAUAUAACAAAAUAAACACAAAUUGCUAGCAUACAUGGGUAUACACUAAUAUACAUUUAUAGCAUUGAUUCAUUGAAUAUUCAUUAACAUUCUCUGGCAAAAGUACAAAUAUACAUAUACCUUUUUGAACGCUUUCCCGCGUAACACACUGAAUUGAUGACAUAUAGUUGGCUUCGAAAGCACAUGUCCUUCAAUCACAUAGUCGACUUUUUAUAUGUAACCAGUACACAUACUAUACAAAACAAAUAUUUCGAGCUUCAAAUCAGAAACAAUAAGUUAAUAGCAGAAAUUUAGAAUUGCAACAAAUACUAGAAAAUAUAAUGCAUUGAAUGUCCUUCCAACUUUCAAAUAGAGUGUUUAUCAAUAUUUCAAUAUUAAAUUAAAUUGUUAUUAAAUUAUCAGCGAAUCAUGUUCUGUCAACAGUUUUUUUUUAUAUUUAUUUAAUGACCGCAAUUCUGAUGAAGUUCUAUUAAAUUGUUUAUAAAUUUGAAAAAAAGUGCAAUAACAAAAAAGUUCGUGAAAAAAUUAAAACAAGCGGGAAUAAUUGUCAUAAAGUAAAAAUGUAAUCUACUGUAAUGUGAAACCGAUUAUUAACAUUGUAGGUAAACAGAAAAUAUGCGUGCAUACAGCUGUGUUCAAAAAUUUAGUAGUGCCGGUAAAUUUUUAGCAGUUUCAAAUGUUCUCUUCUGAAUUUUGUAUAUUCUUGCAACAUGUUGCUACAGAGUACAAUAGUUUUGUUUAUCUAACGGUUUUUAGUAUCACCUAAAACUAAUCGACAUAGAUAUGAAGUUAAAUAUACAUACAUUCGUUCGUUCGUCUGUCUGUGCAAGUUGUAAUUUGAGUUAAAAUUGAGAUAUCGUAAUGAAACUUGGUACCGGUGUUCUCAGAAACUACUCGAACGAUAUCGACCAAAUUUGAGAUAUAUGCCAGCUGUAAUUGGGAACACGAAACCCAGACUUCGCUUCGUCAUUUUACUUAAUUUAAUUUGAAUAAUCAUUCAUAUAUACAAUGGAGCCCAGUUUUGAUGGUUGGGACUUUGCGGUGCUGAUCGUCAUAUUGGCAAUCUCAGCUAUGAUUGGCAUUUACUAUCGGUAUACAGGAGGGAAGCAGAAAACAAUCAAAGAAUACCUAUUGGCCGAUCAGAGUAUGACCACAUUUCCAGUAGCUGUGAGCUUGAUGGCGAGUUUUAUGUCCUCCAUCACGUUACUGGGUGUUUCUAGUGAGAGUUAUCAAUUUGGCACCAUGUUUUGUAUAAUCAAUUUAUCGUACAUCAUAAGCACACCGAUUGCGGCAUAUUUAUUCCUACCGGUUUUCUAUCGUAUGCGCACAAUGAGCGUUUAUGAAUACUUGGAGCGUCGUUUUGGACAUUCAACACGUCUCGCCGCUUCGAUUGCCUACUCCAUACAGAUGAUACUUUAUAUGGGCAUUGUACUAUAUGCACCAGCGUUAGCACUCGAAGCUGUUACCGGUGUGAGCAAAGUUACCGCUAUAUUGGUUAUAGGUUUAAUUUGCACCUUCUAUUCGACUAUUGGUGGCCUAAAAGCUGUGCUUAUAACCGAUGUCUUUCAAUCGAUUUUAAUGUUUGCAUCCAUUUACUCGGUAAUCGUGGUGUCGGCGAUCAAAGCUGGCGGCUUAGCACCAAUUUGGCAAGUAGCCGAGGAGCGUAAUCGUUUCUAUUUCACGGACUUUUCUUUGGAUCCCACUGUGCGACACACUUGGUGGAGUCUCAUUAUUGGUGGUAUGGUGACAUAUAUGUCAUUGUACGGUGUCAAUCAGGUGCAAGUACAAAGAUUAUUGAGUGUACGUAAUUUGGAGAGCGCACAAUUGGCUUUAUGGUGGAAUUUACCUAUUUUGAGCACACUCAGUUUCAGCACAUUAUUCAGUGGUUUAGCGAUGUUCCACUAUUACAGAAAUUGUGAUCCCCUACUGGAAGGUAGAAUACAAUCGAGAGAUCAAUUGAUGCCUUUAUUUGCGGUGGAUACAAUGGGUCAAUAUCCUGGUUUAUGUGGUCUCUUCGUAUCGGGCAUCUUUUCUGCCAGUCUUUCGACUGUUUCAUCAGCGGUCAGUUCAUUAUCGACUGUAACGUUAGAGGACUAUAUCAAACCAUUGUAUAAACACUUUACGAAAACAACGUUACAUGAAACAAAAUCAACACUGCCGAGUAAGAUUAUGGCCUGCAUUUAUGGAGUUGUCUGCAUUGGUAUGGCAUUCACGGCCAGUUCUAUGGGUGGUGUUCUACAGGCAUCUCUCACCAUUUUCGGCGUAAUUGGUGGACCAUUGUUGGCACUCUUCACGCUUGGCUUAUGUACGACGCGUGCGAAUCAACGUGGCGUACUUUUGGGCUUACUAAUCGGUUUGAUAUUCUCCUUCAUUAUCGGUUUUGGUGGUCCGAAACAACCGCCAACCACCUUAGAUUUUAAAGAUGAUGGUUGUCCAGCUGCUGGUAAUGGUAAUAUGUCUUUGGUCGCCGCGGCUCUUACACAGGCACGCAGCUUGACGUUUAAUAUGACAACCGCGCAACCAACAACAGUGUCGCCCGCAAUCGAAUAUAACUGGUUCUAUAGAUUGUCAUACUUGUGGUUCUCCGUAAUUGGUUUUUUGAUUACAUUAAUUGGUGGUUAUGCUUUAAGUUUGCUAUUGGAAGCCCUGAAAUGGGCUGAUAAUAAACAAAUUUAUUUAGAUUGUCAGCAAAUAGAUGUAGACUUAUUCAUACCACCGCUGGCGCGAAGAUUAAGUAGGCAUGCCGCUGGAGAAAUGACAAACUUCUAAAGCGCUUUCGGAGCUAUCUUCGAAAUAACAAAUUACUUAUUUAUAGAUGAAAGGUCUAAGUAAACAUAAUUAUGUAUAUAAAUGAGUAAUUAAUUUCAAUAAGCUUUAAAAUUUUAUCACAAUGUAAGUGUGCUUAAGUUUUUAAGUUCAACUUUUUGCUUUAAGUUGUCCAAGUAAGUAGAAUUUCUAGCGAAAUCGUUAAAUACUUAAAAAAAAUGUCACUUUUAAGAUUAAUUAAUUGAUUGCGUAAAGUUUGAGCUCUCUUCAAUGCAUUUAAUCAAAAUAAAUUAGAGCCAAAUUAACUGUUUACCCCAAAUUACAGCCAUUUUGAGGUUUACACUAGACAAUUAUAUUAGUUAUAAUUAAUAGAUGUACAUUUUAAUGUUCAAAAUUUGUAUUUCAUGUUUAGUUUUUAUAAAAUUUAUUUGGUAUUAAUUAAAAAUUAAUUUUUAUUUACCAUUUUAUUACCGCACUUAAAAAAAAUUAUAUAAUUUAAUUUUACGGAGGUUUUACUUAAUUAUUAAAAUUUUUGCAGUCCAAAAUAUUGCAAAUAAAGUUUCUGAGCCUGAAAGCUUUAUAAAAAUUUUUAUGAGUUAAAGCUAAAAGCUUACAUUUUAUGUUUACCAAAUAUCGGAAAUUACGAUUAUAUUAGUUACACAUUUUUAAUUACUUCCAAAUUGUAUGCUGAUAAAUGCGGAAUUCACACAGAAAUGCGAGUAUAUCUAUCAUAUUAGCGCCUUUUUUGAAAUGCGUUUUACAAAAGUUGUAUUGAAUAAACUUGGUACUUAAACUAAUUUUUUGGCAUGAAGCUCUUCUGUUCCUCUAAGCUGCCAUGUUUGCAAUAUAUACAUACAUAUGUACCAUAUAUACAAAUAAACAUCCCCAGCCAUAAUUACUGCGUGGUCUACGGAAGACAAAUAAUUGUAUUUGAAAGUAAGUGAUUCCAUUAAGUACCCUAUAUUUCAAGCAGUUUUAAAGAAUUAUAAAAAAAACAUUCAAACAAUAUAACUUUAUGUAACAUAACUAUAUAAUAACAUUCAAAAAAUAUAACCUUAAUGUAUAAAAGUAUAUUCUCAGGGCCAGCUUAACCUAAAAAUAGUAUAGGUUAUGCAAAAUAUGAAUAUUUGCAUUAAGGUUUCAUCAAGUAAUCAUUACAGUUCGUUUUGUGACUACCUCUAAUUAUGGCUAAUGGUCUUUCUAAUAACAUAUUGUUUCUUAUCGAAAUAAAAUAAAUAUGCAAAUAUAAGUUUAUAUUUUUUGAAAUAAAAUUUUAAUUUUUUAGUGUUAUUUAUAUUUACUGAAAAGAAAUAAUAUUUUUAGUGUUAUUAUAAUAAAUAUACUCAAAAAAAAUUGUUACAUAUAUAUUAUAUUUACAAUGCUGCACAUUUAUGUCAGUUAUAAAAGGUCUUCCAUUUUAAAUGUAGUCAGCUGAAAAAAUAUUAUAAAGGUUUGAAUGCUGAUGUGCUGUUAAUAAACGCUGGUCGCUAUUGAUGCUUUUGUAGCUUUAAUUUUCAUAAGCAAAGCAUAAAUAUUAUAUACUAAAUUUUUUUUACAAAAACAAUUUUUUCACAAAUAAAAAUGUAAUAUUCUUUACUGGAUUGCAUUUUUUUUUUUUAAUUAAGGCAGUUUAAUAUUUUUUAAUGAACAAUUUAUUUUUUAUGAAACAAAAUUUGUCUGGCAAUUCAUUUACACUAAAUAUUUUAUCAUGUGUAUAUUAUUACUAUUAUUAUUACUUUUUUUAUUUUUAAUUUAAAUUUUUAUAUUUAUUUUAUUUUAUAAAAUUUUUAAAAAUUUGUAUUGUUAUUUUUUUAAUUUUUAUGUUUCUUAUUGCUUAAAAUAUAUAUACAUCUAAGUGAAGUAAAAUAAAGCAGCAAUUAUUUUCGAUCACAUAUGACUCUUAUAUGUACGAGUAUGUAUUGUAUAUAGAUUUAAAUAUAAAAAGUCUCAUCAAAUACAGCCUCCAUACCAGAGAACAUCAAUGAAUAGAGAAGAAGCAAAUGUUAAAUGAAAUCUUUUUGAGUACUAAUUUGUAAUUCCAGAUGAGGGAACAUCGAAAAAUAUAACUAUUCAUUGACUUUCUCUGUCCAUACUGUUAUCAGCAUAAUGUUGUUCUUUACCAGAUGAUUUUUAGCAUAGUGAUAGUAGAAGUAAUGUUAUUUAACAGAUUAUUUACAUAGGUGAAACGGUAUUUGCUGUAAACUGUUUAUCAACAAUAAACAACUCUUUUUAUAAUUAACAUCAAAAAA
Messenger RNA from Bactrocera oleae (olive fruit fly), 5363 nucleotides. The record is from RefSeq and is a predicted model, not a curated record. NCBI's taxonomy places the organism in Eukaryota, Metazoa, Arthropoda, Insecta, Diptera, Tephritidae.